Messenger RNA from Frieseomelitta varia, 4722 nucleotides. RefSeq names its product polypeptide N-acetylgalactosaminyltransferase 5 (gene Pgant5). The record is from RefSeq and is a predicted model, not a curated record. The transcript is spliced from 8 exons. Lineage: Eukaryota; Metazoa; Arthropoda; Insecta; Hymenoptera; Apidae. The coding region runs from base 1275 to 3143 and encodes 622 amino acids. Gene Ontology annotation, cellular component: Golgi apparatus.
CGAGUGAAGCGUGAAUGGAGUCGAGGAUAGAGUCGCCUCGAGUACGAUAAAUCUCGACCCCCGGGGUCGACCGAGGCCCUCUCGAUCGUGCGUCGUAUCAACGAUCAUCGUGGCUGCUGCCACUAUCGAUAUCGGCGGGCCCACGCACUGCCGUCGGAAGCGUAGAAAGUGCUGCUGCUGCGUGUGUGUCGAACAGGUGUCCCCCCACUUCGGCGGCCUAACCUCGGCGCUAGCCUCAGUGGCUCUGCAGUGUCGGAUGUACAUGUAUGUGCGGCGUAUGGGAUGUGCACCUGGAGCCGUUCUUGUUACUAGGUCACAAGAGGUGUGUAUCAAUGAGAUUCGUGGUAAUCGGCAAUCGUUGCCCGCGCGGUCGGUCGACGUUUCGCAGCCACGGUGGCCGCAUGUGCGAAACACGCCGAAACACAACGACGUGACGUGUAACGUGCGUCUCGCGAAAGUGUGCCUCCGUCUGCUGUCUCUCAGCACAGCCAGAGGAUAAGUUCAACCGAUAUCGUCUCCGCUUCUCGCGCCCAGCGUCUCUCUCUCUCUCUCUCUCUCUCUUUCUGUCUCUCUCUCAAGAGACGCUUCAGUUCACACGAAUUCUCGCCGUUGGAUCACGUCGUGCUUUCUCGCGUUCCGCUUCUCUCUCGUCUUCCGCCACCAACUGUAUAUCCCUGUUUGCUCGUACAACAGGGCUUGCAAAAGAGCGAAUGUACGCACGCACGUACGUACGUACGCAUACGUGCGUCCGGGAUCGGGCAGUGACGUAUCGAUAGCUCGUUACGUGUCGCGACGACUUCCAUCGCCGGCUAUUUCCACCGGUGGUCUCUCAAAUAACAGACGUUUCUCUUUUGUGGUGUUCGUCGCGGAGCAACGUCGCGAAGCUCCGACGGUCGUUCGUUUACGAAGACGUGCAAAUAUUAUUGCGUACGUGGUGUGUUCUUCACCGGAGACAGAGAGGCGAUUACCACCUCCCCCUCCCACCGUCCUCUGAAGGAAGCUGGCGUGAAGGCGAUCGACAGAGCGCGAGGUCUCGAGGAUUAUAAAACUGGAUCGCGAAAGCCUCAGUGCCAGAGCGUAGUCAUGUAAUUCAGUGGAUCACGAUAGCUCACACAGUGCUGUCUGAUCUCUCCCCUGAGAGAGGAGCCCCGGUUUAGCCGAACGGCGCCUGUUGAUAGAACGGGCCUGGUCUGACAGCUGAAGCUGAUCGCGCCUCCAACCGCGAAGGAUCGGGUGAUGAGCUCAGGGCACCAGGCGACCGGCCCCGUCACAACAUGUUGUUCCGCUCCAAGAUUCGCAUUCACACGUGUCAAGUGAUACUGCUCACGUCGCUGGUAUGGUUCCUGGUGGACGUGAUGGUGCUGAUGCUCUACUCGGACUGCAUCGGCGGGUCAGGAUGGGGUUGCACGGAGAACGGCAAACAGCAGCAGCAGCAGCAACAGCAACAGCAACAGCAACAACAACAGCAGCAGCAGAUAUUAACGGAAGAAAACGUGCCGCAUUCGAAGGCAGCGUUGUCGAGGGAGGAGGAACAGAUACAGUCGAGCGGCCAUCAAAGUAGAAAACGGUACAAACGGUCGGAGCUGCAUUUGUGGAGGCCGGCGAAGGUUCUCCGCGAGAAUAAAGGGAUGCCCGGCGAGAUGGGCGCGGCAGUGCACAUCUCGCCGGAAGACGAGGCCAGGCAGCAGGAGCUCUUCAAACUGAAUCAGUUCAACCUGAUGGCCAGCGAUAUGAUCUCGUUGAACCGGUCGCUCAAGGAUAUUCGAUUAGAGGGCUGCAAGGCCAAGAAGUACAAUAAAUAUCUGCCGGAUACCAGCAUCGUCAUAGUGUUCCACAACGAAGCGUGGAGCACGCUGUUGAGGACCGUUUGGUCGGUCAUUAAUCGGUCCCCGCGUACCCUGUUGAAGGAGAUCAUACUGGUGGACGAUAAGAGCGAGCAAGAUCACUUGAAACAAGACCUGGAGGAUUAUGUAAAAACGCUACCAGUCCCUACGUACGUGUACCGUACCGAGAAAAGAUCCGGUCUAAUCAGAGCCAGGCUACUGGGGGCGAAACACGUGAAAGGGCAAGUUAUAACGUUCCUGGACGCUCAUUGUGAAUGCACAGAAGGUUGGCUGGAGCCUUUGCUGUCCCGGAUCGCCGAAGAUAGGACCACCGUUGUCUGUCCCAUCAUUGAUGUGAUUAGCGACGAUACCUUUGAGUACAUUCCAGCCAGCGACAUGACAUGGGGUGGUUUCAAUUGGAAACUGAAUUUUAGAUGGUACAGAGUGGCGCAAAGAGAAAUGGAUAGGAGAUUAGGGGAUAGAACAGCCCCUCUGAGGACACCGACUAUGGCCGGCGGUUUAUUUUCUAUUGAUAAGGAUUAUUUUUACGAAUUGGGGGCGUAUGACGAGGGCAUGGAUAUUUGGGGCGGUGAAAACCUCGAAAUGAGCUUCCGGGUAUGGCAAUGCGGUGGGACGUUAGAAAUCAGUCCAUGUUCACAUGUUGGACAUGUGUUCCGAGACAAGAGUCCGUAUACAUUCCCUGGUGGUGUCAGCAAAGUAGUUCUACACAAUGCGGCUAGGGUGGCCGAAGUCUGGAUGGAUGAGUGGAGAGAUUUUUACUAUGCCAUGAACCCAGGAGCUCGAAACGUAGAUGUUGGAGAUGUAUCUGAGAGGAUUAAACUAAGGGAACGUCUUAAGUGUAAAAGCUUUAGAUGGUAUUUGGAAAAUAUUUAUCCAGAAUCUCCUAUGCCAUUAGAUUAUUACUAUUUGGGUGAUGUACAAAAUGUUGACACACAAACUUGUUUGGACACUAUGGGUAGAAGAACAGGUGAAAAUGUUGGAAUUAGUUAUUGUCAUGGAUUAGGUGGUAAUCAGGUGUUUGCUUAUACUAAACGACAGCAAAUUAUGUCUGAUGAUAUGUGCCUUGAUGCAGCUAGUCCCCAAGGUCCUGUUAAAAUAGUACGAUGUCAUGGUAUGGGUGGAAAUCAAGCAUGGGUUUAUAACGAAGAGACAAAGAUGAUUAAACAUACCAAUACAGGACAUUGCUUAUCAAAGCCUCGAUCGAACGAUGCAAUGCAACCUGUAUUAGCACCUUGUGAUUCACAGAAUAUCGGCCAGAAAUGGAUAAUGCGUAGUAAAUUCCGAUGGCAGGCCAGCUAAUACGAGGUGUUUACAAGUGCAACAUUUGUAUGUAAUACUUGUUGACCUAUUUAAAUGCUACAUUGAAGGACUGAUAUUCAAGAGAAGAUAUUCCAUAUAUUGAAAAAAAAUCAAGGAAAGGAACACUAGUAUUAUACUCUGUAAAAACAAUUCAGUAUCACGUUUUGUCGAUUUAUUAAACCGUCGACGGGAUUAAUAGUGAUAGUAAACAAGAAAUUGACUACACCUUGAAACUGAGAGAUUGAGGUUGAUGCUUUUUAGUUAUAUAAGAUUUAUUUACUGUUACUAGCAGUAUCGUGUAUAUACUGCCAUUUUUCAUGGUAUGCCUUGAUUGAUGAUGCACAAGAGUGUUGAAAGAAAAAAAGAAUCUAUUUCCAACUGUGUGUGAAUGUACACAAGUGAUACUAAGAAACACGUAUGUGAACAUUCUUCUUUUUUUUCUAGUAAACAGUAGAGAAGAAAGCAUAUCAGAUCACUGUUAUAAAUAAAUAAUUGUUAAUACGAAAAAGAGACAUAUUUGAUAAUAUGGGAUGAGUGCAAUGCUGGAUGACUGGAAGAUAUAUCAGUGCAUUGAAACACAAAUAUAUUGAUGGUAUAAAUGGCGCAUUACUACAGAGAAUGAAUGAUAGAAUGCAAGUGAUAUGAUUACGAUUAUGAUUUAGAACUUAUACUGUACAAUUUUCUAGUAAUUAGGGAAGAGCACUGAAUCUUUUUAUACUGAUGUUUCUAACAGUUCCUUGUUGCAUCUCGUUCAUAUAAUUUAGUUGUUAUCUUCUUUUUAUUCGUUUAAAAAGAUAAAUGUACUUAUAUCUGAAUUCGCCAUAGCAAUAUGAGAUUAACGAGAUAUCGUUUAAGAAUAGAAAAAAAGGGGAAAAAAAACUAUCGACUGUUAUUCGCUGUAUCGUUAUACUUUAAAUACUUUCUUAAAUUCAAGACAAGAUGUCUUCCGUAUUUCCUUAAUGAAAAAAAAAAAAAAAUGCUAGAUAUUUUUAUGAUAUUCCUAACACUUUACAUAGUUAUAAUUCUUCAUAGAUUCGGACCCUUUUUAUUUUCUGCACACUCGAAGCGUGCUGAAAAUUUAGAGUGCAAUAUUCUUAUCGAGUAAGACGCGACAGAAACACAUUUCCUGUAACUAAUGUAAAAAUGUUGUUAUCAGAUUCUGGCGCCCUUCCCUUGCAUUAUCAUAAGGUUGAACAUCUUUCGUACUUCAAAAAGAGAGAAAAAGAUAGUCAACAAAAUAAAAUAAUGUUUCUGAGAAAAAUGUUGACUAAUAAUUAUACUUACAUUCAAAGUUGUGGGAAGAAAUUAACUGAUUCUGUAACUUUAAACGCGCACGUGCGCGAAGAAACACAUUAAACUACAUUUAUAAUAUAUAAAAUAUAUAUGACACUAAAAUUUCAAUUUAGGAACUUUAACACUUCAAGGAAUAUACUCAAUUUUAAGUUACAUGAAAGAAUGGUGAUGGUGCAAAAAUUAUCGUGUGUUUACAGCUUAAUUACAUAUUUAAUUAUUCGUGCAAGACGAUAGUAUUUAUUUUUGUACAGGAGUUGAUUUUUAUUGAAUCAGUAUAUUAUUUGAC